This is a messenger RNA of Centrocercus urophasianus (Greater sage-grouse), 1820 nucleotides long. RefSeq names its product spermatogenesis associated 4 (gene SPATA4). Gene Ontology annotation, biological process: negative regulation of execution phase of apoptosis; regulation of cytoskeleton organization. Gene Ontology annotation, molecular function: microtubule binding. Bases 1 to 675 code for a protein of 224 amino acids. Gene Ontology annotation, cellular component: axoneme. The transcript has 6 exons. NCBI's taxonomy places the organism in Eukaryota, Metazoa, Chordata, Aves, Galliformes, Phasianidae. The record is from RefSeq and is a predicted model, not a curated record.
AUGGCCCUCCGGCAACCGGAGCUGCCUCGCCCCGUGCUCCGCUGGCUGCUGAGCCUCGGCCUCUCCGUCAGCCCACGGAACUACCGCAGGGAUUUCUCCAACGGGUACCUGGUGGCGGAGAUCCUGUCUCGCCGCUUCCCCGCCCACGUCCGGCCUGACGCCUACACGAACGGCUGCUCGCUGGCCACCAAGCUGAGCAACUGGUCCCACCUGCGGCGGUUUUUGGCAAAGCAACAGUUAGACAUCACACAGGAGCUGAUAGACGGAACGAUUCACUGUAAGCCUGGAGCGGCAGAGAGCCUGCUGCGAGAGCUCUGCUGCGCGCUGACCAGCAGCCGAAUUGGAAGUCUUCAAGAGAUGCAGAUUGACUUCACAGACUGCUGUUACCAGACACAGCUACCAGUAGCUAUCAGAGCAACAGCUUCCACAGCCAUCAAGAGUAACAUCAGGUUGACAGAGAUGCUGGUAGAACCCAGCAUCUGCAUCAAUAGACAGAAGGCCAUUACCAUCAUUAACAUGCACAUAGGAAUGAGGAUGCAAGAGAGGGCAGAGAAUCCACGACGGUUUAACAUUAAACCAAGUUUUGGACAGCGUGUGGUUCACCAUUUGGAUUGCAUCAUACCCUCCACGAAUACAGCUAGUAUCCCAAAGCAGCAUUUGUUACCUCAUAAAUAGCACCAUGAUUCCAGCCCUGGUCUGGCCUAAUUCUGUGACUAAUGGGGUGAAGCUUCCCAAUGUGACGCUGCCUGAAACCCAUGGACCAAGCCCUGGAAAAAAGGGAAAAAGUAUGGAGAUGGGCCUAGUUGGGGAAAAAAACUCCAAAACAAUAACAGUGGUAACAAUCUAAGGGAGAAAACUAAUUUACUAAAUAUGAUAAUGGAAUGCAAGACAGUACAAUAUAAUUGGAAUCAAAGCUAAUAGAAUAAAUGAGGGAGUAUCUAAAAACUGAAAGCCUUACUCUGAUCCUGUAGAUGAGACAGCCAGUAAACACACGGAGCCAAGGCAGGCAAAAAGAAAGACAUUCUCAUGACUUACAGUAAGUUUCAGCUUUCCCUCUUAGUGGAAAACAGAAAUGAAAAAUGUGAAGUCUUCUGCAAAUUGUGGUCCAUUCUUCUUUUCUGAGACCAGAUCUGCAGCAAUUACUCUUUAAUUCCCAGUGCACUGCAUGAUCUUAUGAUGCAGACUACCAAUAACAAAUCACAAAACCAUGACAAUCAGUAAAUAAAAAUCUAUGCGAAGUGUUUGUUUCUGGUCCAUCACACUACACUUAUAACUAAUAUAAAAUGUAAAAAGAAAGCAUUUUAAUGUACAUAAAGAACUUUAAUAACGUCACUACAUUUUCUGUUCCUUACAAAGGCUUUGUUAAAUAAAGGUUUUAUAAAUACAUCUUAGCUUUCACUGAGAGUAUACAGGGGGACAAAGUGCCAAAGAUGAACUUCUUAGAAAAUAUACUAUUAUAAUCUAGACAUUCAAACCUAUCUUAACAAAACAUUAAUAAACAUCUUUGUACUACUAUUAAUGAUGCAUGUAACUAAUGAAUGCAAAAGUCACCUGUGCACUUUUGAAAUUUUACUUUUGCUCUAGAAUCCUGUGUAAAAACUAAUUAAAAUUAAAAAAAUAGUCACUGUGUUAUUACAGUCAUUCUAAAACAAGUUGCAGUGGCUAUUCAUGAGGUCAUUAAUCCUUUGAAAGAGUAUUUGGGUUUCACAGUUUAUCUGUAUUUUGAUGAUGUGUAGGGUUGCCUCUGUGCUUUAAAGGGAUUUGUUUAGUCAAUUUCAGCUGAAAUAUGUCUGUGCUGUCUAACAAUUUGUAUUAAAAAA